AUGUCUGCAAUCGGGUCAUCGCUCCGCCAGCAGGCGCGAUCCCUACUCCAGGCCGCUCGGACCGCGCCUACGUCGAGCCUCGCAAGCACCUCCAGGGCCCUGCCCGCAAUCCGGUGCCUCUCGACUUCGUCGCCCCUUGCAAGCAGCCGUGUCAAGCCUAGAUCACAGCAACAGGCCCGCUCCAAUGCGCCCCCCAUAAAGCAGACCGAGAGCCUCUUCACCGGCAUCCUCGACACCCUCAUCGUCGGAUACAGCAACCACGAGGUGGCGCACCGGCCAUCUGGAAACAUGGUCGAUUACGCCGGCAAUCUCGAAGAGGGAUGGAGCACACGCCUGGCCCACGGCGAGCCAUCGUGGCCCUGUACCCCCUACAGCGGAAGGAGCAUCACCAUUGGGCCCCAGUCGGACCCGGCGCGCGCUUACGGCCAGCUCUCGGUGCUCUUGCGGCGAAACAAUGUCCGGAACGAGCUCAGGCUCCAGCAGCGGUACGAGAAGCCCAACGAGGAGAGGCGGCGGAAGAAGAGCGAGAGGCACCGCAGAAGGUUCGCCGACAUGGUCAGGAAAAAGGUCCAGCUGGUGAUGGCCAUCAAGGCUCGGGGCGCCUGA
Molecule: messenger RNA, 606 nt
Organism: Pseudozyma flocculosa PF-1
Lineage: Eukaryota; Fungi; Basidiomycota; Ustilaginomycetes; Ustilaginales; Ustilaginaceae
Exons: 2
Coding region: 1-606 (201 amino acids)
Biological process (GO): translation
Cellular component (GO): ribosome
Molecular function (GO): structural constituent of ribosome
Source: RefSeq, a predicted model, not a curated record